Messenger RNA from Haliotis rufescens (red abalone), 2648 nucleotides. Its product is annotated as tryptophanase-like. Gene Ontology annotation, biological process: amino acid metabolic process. The record is from RefSeq and is a predicted model, not a curated record. Gene Ontology annotation, molecular function: lyase activity. Bases 196 to 1545 code for a protein of 449 amino acids. The transcript is spliced from 3 exons. Lineage: Eukaryota; Metazoa; Mollusca; Gastropoda; Lepetellida; Haliotidae.
GAGGUAUAAGGGCCCCCUGCACCACAGCCUCACGACCUCGUAACAGAAGAAUCAGUGUCCUGAGGUUAACAUGCGAUUUGUCUUUGUGUUACUUGAAGAACAUAAGCAAAAAAAGAAUAACGCAGGACCUCAAUAUACCACGUGGACAAGUUUACAGUUCUCUGAAGCUAAAAUCUCAUUUUGACGCACAACAGAAUGUCAUUUAUGGAGCCCUUCCGCAUUAAGAUGGUGGAGCCAUUGCCGAAUCCAACCAGAGAAGAACGCUUGAAAAUUCUACAUGAAAGCGGCUACAAUCCGUUCCAGAUCAAAGACAAGUAUGUUAUCUUUGACCUUUGGAGUGAUUCCGGCAUGGCUUCAAUGAGCCAACACCAGUGGGCUGCCAUGGUGGAUACAAGCGAAGGUUGCAUCAAUCCCGAGAGCUUUGACACUUUUGUUGAUAGCAUCAAACGUUUAACUGGAUUUCCAUACAUUCUUCCCGUUCACCAAGGCAGAGCAGCAGAACAUAUUCUCUUCUCAGUCCUAGCUAGGCCAGGUCUCACUGUAUUCAGUAACACAAUGUAUAUCACAGGGCGUACAAAUGCUGAACUUAGUGGAGCGAUAGUGGUAGAUGUUCCUUGCAAACAAGUUGUAGGUGGAAACUUCAAUGGAGAUCUUGACUGUGCACGGUUACAGGAAGAGCUCAGAGAGGUGGAUGCAGGCAAGGCUAUUGUCAUCUUGACCCUAACCAGCAACAAUCAAGCAGGACAGCCAGUAUCCAUGGCAAACAUCAAACAUGUUUCUGAAAUCUGCAAGAUGCAUGAUACCCCUCUGUUUAUGGAUGGAUGUCGUUUUGCAGAAAAUGCAUAUUUCAUCAAAACACGAAACAAAGUGUAUCAAGGUGUUCCCGCAAGAGAUAUAGCUCUGGAAAUGUUCUCCUACUUUGAUGGAAUGUACAUGUCUGCUAAAAAGGAUGGAUUGUGUAACAUUGGUGGCUUUUUCGCCACUCGACUCUCUGAUAUAUACGGAAAAUUCAAAAGACGAAUGAUCUACAUUGAAGGCAAUUCCAACCAUGGUGGGAUAUCUAGCCGGGAUAUGGAAGCUGUAGCCAGAGGCCUCAGGGAAGGAACGGAUGACGGGUAUCUGAAGUACAGAAUCGAAAGUUUGUCCACGUUUGGAGACAUCUUGAAGAAGGCCGGCGUCCCAUUAGUUGAGCCAGUAGGAAGUGCCAUCUACAUUAACGCUGCUAAAUGUUUACCCCACAUUCCCACAGCACAGUAUCCAGCUUGGGCCCUGCACUGUGCCCUGUAUGUAGAAGGUGGCAUACGAUGUAAACAUCUCCAUGAUGUCUUGAAAGUCGAUGAUACCAACGAACGGGAGAAUCCCAAGCAACAGCACUUUAUCCGACUAAGCUUACCAAGGAGAAUGUACACCUUGUCUCAUCUCAUACAUAUAGGAGAUGUAUUCAAGAACAUUUUGGGGGAAAGGAGGAGUAUUUCAGGUGUGCUCAUCAAGUGCCCUUCUGAGCAUUAUUUCGCGGCUAUCAUGGAGCCAGUGAGGAAAUGCUAGAUUUGUCUUCCGCUUUCCACUCGCUGAUUUAAAUAUAAUGAUUUACAAGAAGCAAAGGGACUGGAGGACAUGCUACUUUAGAUUGCAUCUCCCUGGUAUUUAAUUCAGUAUGUAUACAUACAAUACUGAGUGUGUCUGUGAGAUAGAGAGAGGAGAGAAAGAUGCAUUGUUCAGAGAACAGUUCUUUACACAUAUAUAAUGUUAGGCUGUCUUACAUAUAUUAUCUCAUUAUCAUUAUCUGUAAAAACAUGUUAUGCCGUGUAACAGAAGAUUCACACCACCAUGUAUGUUGUGAACAAUAUUUUAAAGGCUGUUAAUCAUAGAUACACACUGGUGACUAAACAAUAUUCAUUUAAUGGGAUAAACACGUACAUGUAUGGUGUUCUUUUAUACCAAUUCCAUAUAAAUCAUAAUUUGAUUGACUGCACAUGUAUCCGCAGUUUUGUAUGUAAGAUAUUAUAGUGUAGUUAUUCAAGUACGUGGGUGACGUAGGGGGUACUUUUGUAAAGAACAGAAAAUCGUAGAAUUUUGGUCUGAUAAUGGAAAAUAAGAACAGCACUUGUAUUUUCAGAGUUUCUUAAGAGUUAUUGUAGCAACAGUGUUUGGUAGAAUAUCUGCCAGAUAGGAAUUUGUUUUGAAGAAAAGACAAAGUUAAUGUUUCUUUCUAAGCUCAACUAAAGGUUCUCACCCGGUUUCUCAAUAAAAAUGCUGCCUGGAGCAUAUUGAGGUAGGCUAGUUACAAUGUGUGCAGCUUCUAAUUGUAAUUUUCUAAUAUUCCACGUUGUUCUUCAAGGCAACCAUCCCAUACCUCACAUAUGUAUUCAAAGCAUGCUCUGAGUUUUCUCAUUGAGUAAUUCAUCUUGGAAGUUGUUUUUAUUAUGAUAUCCAUAUGAAAUAAAGCAACAAUACCCUUUCUAUAUCCAAUAGAAAUAUCUGCAUAACGUAGAGUCGCUUUAGGAGCUAAACCUACUGUGUUUUGAAAUUUGAUGUAGUCCCACUGUAGAGUAGAUACCUCUUAGUUUAAUUUGGAACUGAGCACUUCAGCGCGAGGUUUCAAGUGUAUAGUGAGUGAGUAUGGUUUUACGCCGCUUUUAGCAAUAUUC